AUGUCUACCAACACACCAAGUUACCCCCCUUCAGUCCCGACAGAGCGUGAGCUUACCGAUUUCGGAGUUCAGCGUGUGCAGCAUGAAAAUAUAUUCUCUGAUACUUGGCACGCACAGCACUACGUUGAGCAAAGGGUAUUUGACAUUCGUCACGCAAGGCCGCCUGAGAAACCACUGGUGCUUUUUCGUGAGAAACAUGUGUCAUGGCUGAUGCGUCACCUGCAAUACUUGCCGCGUGGGUCCGAGUCUUUUGACGUACUCCAAGGCUGGUCCUGUUUUUGGAUUGUGCAUUCGCUAAAUUUGUUGGGCGCCACAAUUCCUGUUCCAACAGCAUCCAUGGUGGUCAAGCACCUCGCUACAUUUAAGGAUCCAGUAGUGGGAGGGUAUGGUGGGGGGCCUGGUCAAUCUUCUCAUUUGGCAUCGUCGUUUUCUGUGAUAAUGACGUUAUGCGGGUUGGGGACUGAGGAAGCCCUCAUGUCGAUUGAUAGCGUAUCCCUAUUGCGUUUUAUAUUGCAGAUGAAACAAGCAGAUGGUUCGUUCCGAGUCAGUUUUGGUGGAGAAACGGAUGUGCGUGCAAUGUAUUGCGCCAUAUGUAUUGCGUCUAUAGUUGGCUUACUUAAGGGGGUUGAAGCGGAGAAAAUCACUCGUGGAUGUGCUUCGUAUGUGAAGAGCCUUCAGGGAUUUGACGGGGGAUUGGGGGGAGAACCAGGAGCUGAAUCGCAUGGUGGUAAUUCCUUCUGCGGAUUGGCUACCCUUGUAAUCCUAGAUGAGCUCGAUGCUGUUGAUACUGGUGCGCUGUUGGAUUGGGCCGUGAUGCGCCAGAUGGCAUAUGAAGGGGGCUUCCAAGGUCGCACCAACAAGCUUGUGGACUCAUGCUAUUCGUUUUGGGUCGGAUCCUUGUUCCCUUUGCUGGGAUUGAAGGCCAGAGCACCUGCUGGGAUGUCGAAGUUAUUCGAUGCAGAUGCGUUGCAGAGGUAUGUGCUUGAGUGUGCACAACUUGAAAACGGGGGUUUCAGGGACAAGCCUGGGACGUCGCGCGACUUAAUGCAUUCGUGUUACGCAUUGAGCGGAUUGAGCAUCGCGCAGCAUUUCGGUGAAGCUAAGCAUGACGCGAAGAAUGAGGUGAAGAAAGUGGACCCGGUAUUCAACAUAGCGGAGGACAAGAUUAAUUACGUGAAAGAGUUUUUCAGUCAAACUUGAUACAUGGACAGAGAGGCCCGCAAAAGCAGAACGAUCGCCAUGAAGUUUAUGGAGUAUGGUUAGCGCGGAGUAAACAAGGACUUAAAACGAAGAGACAGGGUGUGAUGUACAUAGCAUCAUUGGCGUCGAUGCAGAGAAUGUGUGAUGAGUGGUGCGGUCGAUUAGAAACGAGUGCGAAGAAGCGACAUGAAUGGUAAGAUGAGAUUCAAGCAAAGCUGAUAUCACACUGUGGCUAUCUCCGUUUCGACAGUAUCCGGCGUAUGGAAGAUGCCGUGAAGGGCGAUGGAUAUGCUGCUGAGAAUGAGAGACUGGACGGUAUAGCUGCCAAUUGAGGUGAGCCAGACGACAAGCAAGGCAAGAAAGGCGGCGGUGAUCUUGUGCUUAUGUUGCAUAUGACCGCCGUUCUUGGCGGCCACUCUGGUGCACCACUUUUCCAGCAACCAGAAACCAAGGCCCGCAAAGAGGAGACUGUGAAUGCUACCUAGCAAGACGAUGCCGAGCCAAAAGGCAGCAAUGACUUGAUAAUUGGCGCGAUAGUCGUGCAAAUUGGCAGCAAAGCGGUCACUGAGAUCGUGGAAGUGAGGUCGGGAGAGUUCCUUGGUGGAAUAAAAUUCUUUCCAUGGUCG
Molecule: messenger RNA, 1826 nt
Organism: Chondrus crispus (carragheen)
Lineage: Eukaryota; Rhodophyta; Florideophyceae; Gigartinales; Gigartinaceae
Exons: 2
Coding region: 1-1200 (399 amino acids)
Biological process (GO): protein farnesylation
Cellular component (GO): protein farnesyltransferase complex
Molecular function (GO): protein farnesyltransferase activity
Source: RefSeq, a predicted model, not a curated record